Molecule: messenger RNA, 513 nt
Organism: Fusarium proliferatum ET1
Lineage: Eukaryota; Fungi; Ascomycota; Sordariomycetes; Hypocreales; Nectriaceae
Exons: 1
Coding region: 1-513 (170 amino acids)
Cellular component (GO): cytoplasm
Molecular function (GO): protein-arginine deiminase activity; calcium ion binding
Source: RefSeq, a predicted model, not a curated record
AUGCCCCCAUUGACAGUUCUCCUAGGGAACCCUUAUCUUGUCAACUUCACCAACAAACUCGAGUCAAUUACCAAAGCUACUGGUAUGGAGAAAGACCUGUACCUCUUCAACGUAACACUCGACAAGUGGGUUCAAGACUUUGUCGAGCCAGGCUACGCAAGCAUGGCUGGUCCGAAAGGAACAACAUCUAUCCAGACCAUCGUUCUAUGUUCACGGAAAUGGCGAGACAGUGCUCUACUUAUCUUUUUGUCUUUCCAAAAGGCCGGAGUUGGUGCAGUGCAGCAUCUAGGAGUUUGGAGCCCCAAGACCAAUGCCAGUGGCAACUUAGAAGCCAUCCCUCCCUACGCCCUGAACGGCAAGGCCUGGCCAGCUGGGCGCCGUAUCGUUGGCAAGCAUGAUAGCGAAAGACGUCGUAUUCUUCCUUAUCUUGAAGCUCAAGAGUCACAGAAGCCGCUGCGGCUCGAUACUUGCUGGCUUACCGUGGGCCGUAUCGAUGAGUUCUUCCUCAGGUGA